Messenger RNA from Megalops cyprinoides (Indo-Pacific tarpon), 1724 nucleotides. RefSeq names its product tropomodulin-4-like. The transcript has 10 exons. Gene Ontology annotation, molecular function: tropomyosin binding. NCBI's taxonomy places the organism in Eukaryota, Metazoa, Chordata, Actinopteri, Elopiformes, Megalopidae. Bases 157 to 1191 code for a protein of 344 amino acids. The record is from RefSeq and is a predicted model, not a curated record. Gene Ontology annotation, biological process: muscle contraction; pointed-end actin filament capping; myofibril assembly. Gene Ontology annotation, cellular component: striated muscle thin filament; myofibril.
GGGUGCUGGAGACGGGGGGGGGGAAAAAAGAUCCAGUCUCUGCCUCUAGCUUCCGGCGUUGCUUUGGACAGGGCAACAGCACAGUCGCUGUGUGAAGAGAGUGCCCUCUCCCACUGGGGUUGCUGUGUGCAGUAGGAGUCCAGCCAGCCAGCCAAGAUGUCCAAGAAGGAUGAUCCACGGGACAUUGACGAGGAUGCCAUCCUCAGGGGUCUCAGCGCAGAGGAGCUCGAACAGCUGGAGUAUGAGCUGCAGGAGAUGGACCCCGAGAAUGCCAUUCUGCCAGCUGGGUUCCGCCAGCGAGACCAGACCAAGAAGAGUCCCACCGGCCCCUUUGAUCGUGACGCUCUGCUGGAGCACCUAGAAAAGCAGGCGCUGGAGGUCGAGGAUCGCCAGGACCUGGUGCCCUUCACUGGGGAGAAGAGAGGUAAGGCCUUUGUUCCAAAGCCUGGCACAGGGCAGAUUCCUGUUGAGGAGCAAAUCACCUUGGAGCCUGAGCUGGAGGAAGCCUUGAAGAAUGCCACAGAAGCAGAGAUGUGUGAUAUUGCAGCCAUCCUGGGAAUGUAUACCCUGAUGAGCAACAAGCAGUACUAUGACGCUCUAGGUUGCACCGGCAAGAUCGCCAACACAGAGGGCAUCAACAGUGUGGUGAAGCCGGACACUUACAAAAUCUACCCAGACGAGCCACCCAACCCCACCAACGUGGAGGAGACCCUUCACAAGAUCCAGAAAAAUGACAGCAGCCUGAAGGAAGUCAACCUUAACAACAUAAAGGACAUUCCCAUCCCAACACUGAAGGAGAUCUUCAAGGCCAUGAACAACAACACUCAUGUCAAGACCCUGAGCAUCGCUGCCACCCGCAGUAAUGACCCUGUUGCCACGGCAGUGGCUGAGAUGCUUGAGUCCAACCAGACCCUGAAGAGCCUCAAUAUUGAGUCCAACUUCAUCACUGGAGAGGGAAUGCUGGCAAUCAUCAAGGCCCUUUCCGAGAAUACAACACUGACCGAGAUCAAGAUUGACAACCAGAGACAGAAGCUUGGAGACUCAGUGGAAAUGGAGAUCGCUGCAAUGCUGGAGAGCAAUCCAACCAUUGUGAAGUUUGGCUACCAUUUCACCCAGCAGGGCCCUCGUGCCCGUUCCGCCAUGGCUAUCACCAGAAACAACGAUGUCCUUCGCCAGAAAAGAGUAAGAUGAGAAAAGCUGAGGCAGAGCCCUCCCCUGGUGACUGAUUGGUCUGCUGCCCAACCCACAAUGCCUCUGUGCCUUAUUGCUGCAACAAUCACCCACUGCUUCAUCUUCACCAGCUGUCUGUGAUGCACCCCAGCAAUCAUGCAGCCAUCCAUUGAAACUUAUGUACAGCUAGCUCUCCUGCCAUUGGUAGAAAGUGUUUUGUCCCUCUCUAUCUGUCAGAGAAAUUCAUUUCAGCAAUUGCUCAGUGCUUUUGGUGGCCACAGCUUUUCAUGUGUUUCACUCUCUGUAGGAAAUCCUUUUUUUGAAAUGCAGUCAUUCUUUUCACAUAGAUCCAUUGAUGGGUUACUUUGGGGUACAAGGCUCCAAGACCACCCAAGGAUUACAAAUGACAACAAGAUAUGAAAAUGCCACUUUGAUAUACCUCCAGAAAUAUCCCCACGUUCAUGCCAAGUCUUGAAGGGGUGUUCCAGGAACUAACAGGGGUGACAGAAGUACUGUGUUCUGUAAAUAAUUUGAAUAAAAAAAUGUAAAUUCUU